AUGACUGUGCAGAGCAAGAAUUUGGAGAAUGAAAACAGAGAACUUGCAGAAAAUAUAGCUGCUUGGGUGCAGAAGGAGAGCUUGAAAGCCAUUGAGAAGGUGAAUGAAAAUUUGAAUGACAUCAUUCAGAUUGUUCGAGCUAAGCUGCAGGCAGUGAGGGACCAGAACGCCAAGAGCCCACACCUGCCAGUUGUUUCGAAGACCAGAUCUGAGGAUUCGAUGCAGCGAGCUGUGACAACAGGGGACUGCAGCCUGGAAGAGGGUAAAAAGAAAAUGCAAGACCACCAUGCUGCAUCGGGAUCUCUGAAAGAACGUGAGGAAGACGGUUUCCAAAGGCAGGUGAAGAAAGUACGCGUCCUUGAUGAAAUCAGUGGACAGAGAUCUAUGGACACUGAAGGGAAGGUGGACAUGAACGGAUGUGAGCUGGUGGGAAAGCAGCAGCUGUUGGCAGCAAAGGAGGAGGCAAAAUUGGCUGAAGAGGAGACAAGAUGGUACAAGAUAAGACUUGAAGAAUGUCACGGGCAAAUGCGGGAAGCAGAGAUCAUUUGGAGACACCAGGUCACUCUUGCCGAGAAGAAGGCCCAAGACAGCUCGCUCAGGGCUCAGGAGCUGGAGAGGGAAAUCUCUGAAUUGAGAAGGGAAAACUCUGACCUGAGAAGGGAAAAAUCCUCUGAGCUGAGAAGGGAAGUUGCCCACCUGAAACAGAGAUUGGAUGCAAUCUGCAGAUGGAGGCAGGCAGAGGAAUACAUGAGGCAGGAGUCCACCCCAGGAGGACCGUACAGGCUGCACCCUCCCCUGAGAGCUUCAGGGCCGGGUGGCACCCCUGUUAGGAAUGGCACCGCCUUACCGGCUCAGGAGGCAGAGGAAACCAAAGUCACCCCGUGGGCUGGAGGGCCCCAAUCUUUCCGAGGACCAGCCCAUGUGGCCUGCCCCGUGAGCGGCCCGUCGUCGCCCAGCUGGGCACCUGCACCUGGUCCCACUUGCUACCCUGUGCAACCUCGACCCCCACAGCCAGCUACUCCGCUCGACACCAAGUUCCGGGCCCCCUGGAGGACAAGCCCGCCCAUGUCACUGUCUGCAGCGAGUGGAGCCCUGACCUUCCACAGCCGAUGA
Camelus dromedarius (Arabian camel) is the source of this 1113-nucleotide messenger RNA. Its product is annotated as melanoma inhibitory activity protein 2-like. Gene Ontology annotation, biological process: vesicle cargo loading; protein secretion; endoplasmic reticulum to Golgi vesicle-mediated transport. The transcript is spliced from 12 exons. Lineage: Eukaryota; Metazoa; Chordata; Mammalia; Artiodactyla; Camelidae. The record is from RefSeq and is a predicted model, not a curated record. Bases 1 to 1113 code for a protein of 370 amino acids. Gene Ontology annotation, cellular component: endoplasmic reticulum membrane; endoplasmic reticulum exit site.